This is a messenger RNA of Pogona vitticeps (central bearded dragon), 1176 nucleotides long. The record is from RefSeq and is a predicted model, not a curated record. NCBI's taxonomy places the organism in Eukaryota, Metazoa, Chordata, Lepidosauria, Squamata, Agamidae.
AUGAAUCUGGCCGGGUUCUCCUUCUUCUCGGAUAUGUGCACGAUGACAGCCGACUCCCUCCACUCGCCCAGCCAGGGGGCCAGCCCCGGCUCCCCGGCUCUGCACCGGGCCUCCCCCUCGGGCUGCAAGGUGGAGCCCUUGCUGAUCAAAGCCGAGCCCCGGGGGAGCCCGACCGAGAGAAGAGGCGAGCAGCCGGCCGAGGAGCAGCCCCCUUGCCCGGGCACGGGCGGGAGCGGCGGCGGCCGUCGGAGGAAGCGGCCGGUGCAGCGGGGCAAGCCGCCCUAUUCCUACAUCGCCCUGAUCGCCAUGGCCAUCGCCAACGCGCCCGAGCGGCGGCUGACGCUGGGCGGCAUCUACAAGUUCAUCACCGAGCGCUUCCCCUUCUACCGCGAGAACCCCAAGAAGUGGCAGAACUCCAUCCGCCACAACCUGACCCUCAACGACUGCUUCGUCAAGAUCCCCCGCGAGCCGGGCAACCCGGGCAAGGGCAACUACUGGACGCUGGACCCGCAGUCCGAGGACAUGUUCGACAACGGCUCCUUCCUGCGCCGGAGGAAGCGCUUCAAGCGCACCGACCUCACCACCUACCCGGGCUACGUGCACAGCGCCAGCGCCUUCACCCCCAACCCGGGGCCCGUCGCCCGGCCGGGCCCUUGCAACGGCUCCGCGGCCGUGGGCUACCCGAGCCCCGGGGGCGGCCCCCUCUAUUCGCCCGGGGUCGCCUACGGCACCCAACUGCCCGGCCUGCCCCAGUACCCGGGCACGGUGGCGCUCCCGCCGCGGAUGUUCAGCAUCGACAGCCUCAUCAGCUCCCAGCAGCAGCAGCAGCACUGCCACGUGGCUAACCCGGAGGCCUGUUUCCAGGCGCAGCCGGUCAGCCCGGGCUUGCUGGGCCGACAGCCCCCGGCCAUGAGCUACCCGUACUCGGCCUCGCCGCCGGGCCCCCUGUCGGUGCCGCCGGGCGCCUAUUCCCCUCCCAACGCGCAGCUCUACGGCGCCCCCAACCGGCUGGCGUUGCCACCGGGGCGCCCGGCCACUGCCUGCGCCGAGCACGCGGAGCAACUGCUCGGCCUCGCUGCUUCCCAGCUGAACGGACUGGGCCAGUUCGGAGCGGGGCCCAAUAACUCUUACAUGAGGCAGCCCAGUUUCCCCGCCGGCCUGGAAAGGUACCUGUGA